Canariomyces notabilis is the source of this 306-nucleotide messenger RNA. RefSeq lists its product as uncharacterized. The record is from RefSeq and is a predicted model, not a curated record. The transcript has a single exon. Bases 1 to 306 code for a protein of 101 amino acids. Lineage: Eukaryota; Fungi; Ascomycota; Sordariomycetes; Sordariales; Chaetomiaceae.
AUGGAUGUGGGUGUGGUGGUGGCGUCCGCUGUUGACUCUGUUGGGGAGUCUUCUAUCGAGACCUCCAGCACCGUAACGACGACGGCCACGUCGAUAGAGGCGGAGGCCGCGGCGCCGGAGGGAAAGACGGGGGAACAACAACAAUCGGGAGGCGGCGCCAUUGACGCCGUGUUUUUGCUAAUCGUUCAAGUCGUUUUAGCCGGCGUCCAGGGGUUUGCGGUGCUUGAGUGGCUACUAGGCAGGGUGUCGGAGGCGUUGGCUUGGGCUGUUGAACUGUGCAUUCUUUGGGUGCAGCCUUCGGAUUGA